Messenger RNA from Brassicogethes aeneus, 2041 nucleotides. Lineage: Eukaryota; Metazoa; Arthropoda; Insecta; Coleoptera; Nitidulidae. The record is from the annotation of a GenBank genome assembly.
CGCGGAUAUCCAUGAGGUAGGACAUUUGACCUUUUUGUCCUCUGCAAAUUCUACAACGUCCUGCACUAAAUACCGGGCGGUUCAGUCGCAACUCUAGUGAAAACGUUGUUUCAUAAAUAAGUACCAUUUCUAUUUUAUCAAAACAGUUUUACGUGUAAACAAAAAGAUGGCUGACUCUAAAGUCCUUCCCGGGCAAUUGCAAGCAGCCGAUGCCAAAACCCAAUUGGACCACAUCUGCGCCCUCAACAUUAACUCCAGAGCCUCCUAUGUACGUCUUUCCGGAAUCAUUUGCACAAUUGGGCCCGCCUCCAACUCCCCCGAGACGCUGAUGAAGAUGAUGGAGACCGGCAUGAACAUCGCGCGUCUCAACUUCUCGCACGGCACGCACGAGUACCACGCCAACACCAUCAAGAACAUCCGCGCCGCCGUGGACAUGUACAGCAAGAAGCUGGGCAUGCCGUACCCGCUGGCCAUCGCGCUGGACACCAAGGGCCCGGAGAUCCGCACCGGACUCUUGGAGGGCGGCGGCUCGGCCGAGGUGGAGCUGAAGAAGGGGGACGCCAUCGAAUUGACCACCGACAAGUCCUUCGAGGAGAAGGGUAACGCGGGUAAGAUCUACGUCGACUACGUCAACAUCAGCAAGGUGGUCAACGUGGGGAACAAGAUCUACGUCGACGACGGGCUUAUUUCGCUGGUUUGCACCGCGAAAACCGACGCCACCGUCACUUGCACCAUCGAGAAUGGGGGCAUGCUGGGAAGCAGAAAAGGCGUCAACUUGCCAGGCGUUCCGGUAGAUCUCCCGGCCGUAUCCGAAAAAGACAAGUCCGACUUGCAAUUCGGCGUCGACCAGCAGGUCGACAUCGUCUUCGCCUCGUUCAUCCGUAACGGGUCCGCUCUGACGGAAAUCCGCAACGUGCUGGGCGAGAAGGGCAAGAAGAUCCUCGUGAUCUCGAAGAUCGAGAACCAGCAGGGCAUGACCAACCUGGACGAGAUCAUCAAGGCGUCGGACGGCAUCAUGGUCGCGCGCGGCGACCUCGGCAUCGAGAUCCCCACCGAGAAGGUCUUCUUGGCGCAGAAGGCCAUGAUCGCCAAGUGCAAUCAAGCCGGCAAGCCCGUCAUCUGCGCCACGCAGAUGCUGGAGUCGAUGAUCAAGAAGCCCAGGCCGACCCGCGCCGAGAGUUCCGAUGUAGCCAACGCCGUUUUGGACGGCGCGGAUUGCGUGAUGCUGUCCGGAGAGACCGCCAAAGGCGACUACCCGCUGGAGUGCGUGGGCACCAUGGCCAGCAUCUGCAAGGAGGCCGAGGCGGCCGUCUGGCACCGCCAGCUCUUCAGCGACCUCUCGCUGCAGACGCAGAUCCCCGCCGACGCGCAGCACUCGAUCGCCAUCGCCGCCGUCGACGCCUCCUCCAAGUGCCAGGCGGCCGCCAUCAUCGUCAUCACCACCUCCGGCAAGUCGGCGCACCUGCUCUCCAAGUACAAGCCGAGGUGUCCGAUCAUCGCGGUCACCAGGAACUCGCAGACGGCCAGGCAGUCGCACCUGUACAGGGCCAUUUUGCCCAUCAUCUACGAAAGCGCUCGCAUGGAAGACUGGUUGAAGGACGUCGACGCCCGCGUAAAGGCCGGUAUCGAUGUGGGUAAGAAGAAGGGCUUCAUCAAGUCCGGAGACCCGGUGAUCGUCAUCACCGGCUGGAAGCAAGGCUCCGGGUUCACAAACACCAUGCGCAUCGUGUACGUAUCACAAAACGAAGAUAUCAUAAGCGGAACAUCCUAAAAACCGCUUCCCACACAAUAAUCACGCAAUGUUCCGCUAAAAGGGGCGGGUAAAGUCCAAGAUAGCCUUUUUGUCGAGUUUUAAAAUAUUUUUUUACGUAUAAAAGGUUACUUUUGACUUUAAACAAAAAUAUUAUUUUGUCAAAUGCUAAUAAAAUAACGGUAUUAACGCAUUGUGUUGUCUGUACUAACUUGGUGUUUUGGGUGCCCAUUCAACUGUAAAAUAUUUUUUUUAUUCUAAAAAAUUAUGGAUUGCUUUGUAUUGUUUUUU